This is a messenger RNA of Ipomoea triloba (trilobed morning glory), 432 nucleotides long. RefSeq lists its product as uncharacterized. The coding region runs from base 1 to 432 and encodes 143 amino acids. Gene Ontology annotation, molecular function: zinc ion binding; nucleic acid binding. Lineage: Eukaryota; Viridiplantae; Streptophyta; Magnoliopsida; Solanales; Convolvulaceae. The transcript has a single exon. The record is from RefSeq and is a predicted model, not a curated record.
AUGAAAAACCAUAAUGCACGAUUAGUUGGGUCUGCCCCAGUGCCUGAAGCACAUCAUAUGGCCCAGGGAAGCAAUUCUAGAAGGGGUCGAGGAAAGGGUCGUGGUAGAGGUCAUGGUCGAAACAACCGAGGUGGUAGAGGCAAAGGCGGCAAUGACUCCCGGGUCCAAGAUAAGAAACGGAGUGAUCAAGGAUCAUCGAGGUCACAAAUCUGCUAUCGGUGUGGGUGUGAGGGGCACUGGUCUCGUAUGUGCCGCACACCAAAGCAUCUGGUUGAAGCAUACAAAAUGAUGCAAAGGAAAAAUGAUAAGCAGCCGUCAGGAAGAGAAUCUCAUCAUGCUAAUACUAAUUUGCCUGAAGCAAAUGCAAUAAUGAAUGAUGAUGACGAUGACCUUCUAAAAUAUGAGCUUGAAGACUUUGGUGUUCAGGAGUGA